CCCGUUGAUAGAUCUGCGGGGGAGCGGCGCUUCAAAGCACAAAGGGCUGUAAUUAUACGCACUGGUGGGAGGAGCUAGUCAUUCCAAUGUCUCCGCUCCUAGCAAUCACCCGGUGAAUUAUUCUAGCAGGACCUGACUGCUUUCUUGGGCUGUAGGUGAGCCAAGGUAGGCGGUAAAGGGUGCACCGUCCACUGACUCUUGCCGUCACGGUAGGCUGCCUCCUGGGUCCGCAGGGCUUGUUCCGGGCUUUGCACCUCCGUACCGUCCGUUCGUCUGUCUGCCGUUACUGUGCACAAGGCCCUCUCGCCUGCCGCUCAAAUGAGGGUGCACUGCUGGUUUCACCGUACGCUAAGACGCUGUCUCAACCGUGCAUGCACCACGCCAGCACCGCCUCUGUUCCAAGCUCCAGCCUGCUCGCUCCAAGCAGUGCCAUAUAAGCCCAUUUUCCUUUAUCCUAGCGGACACUUAUUUACCACCGUAGACCCACAACAAAGGAAGAUCCAAACUUCUUCGCGGCUCAAAGAUCCUCGAGACUGCUUGUGAUCGAUGUUGAUUUGUUUCUCCUGGACAUGACCUCUUCUCUGUUUGGGGAUCAGCCACGUCUGGGAACUACUCCUCUAGCCAUGCUUGCCGCUACCUGCAACAAGAUUGGUACCAAGACCCCACCACCAUCUAUGACUGACGUCUCCACCCCCCAGACCAAAGGCUUUCUACCCUUCAAAAAGACUCCCUCCAUGUCCGACCUACCCACAGCUCUAGCCGACUCUAGGAUGCCCACCGUCCCUUCCGCCUCGGCGGCCAACGGCUUUACUCCUUACUCCAUUUCGCCGGCCGUGGCCGUCCACAACUCCUCAUUGACCAGCUCCACGGCGGCCGCCGCCGCCUACAACGAGAUGCUGGCCCACGGAAGGACUUCCCUUAAAUCCAGCCUGCCGUGGACCUCCACAGAUUCCGCGUCCCAGCCGGCCAUAAUCCACAAACUGCACGGCAGCACGGCCGACCACUUGGUAAACGUCUGCCCUGGCGUGCCCAUUUGCCCGCACCCCUACGACUCGUGGCUGAAGGCGUCCACCGCGGCCGCAGCCGGCAUCGCAAGGGACUCUAGCUCGGCCUCCACCCUCAGCUGGUGGGAGCUGCGCGGUGGCUCGAGUUGGCUAGACCUCCACCCGAGCACCGCCGUGGCGCUCAGCUCCCAGCUCCCCAAAUAUUCCAGUUACGCUGCUGAGUGUGCUGCCUUGAACGCCACCCACCCUGUGUUCAGCACCCCGAGUGGCCACCCCUUCAUGACCGCGCCUCCCCUCUUCACCCACGAUAGUCUGGGAUCUUUAGUACCGCCGGGCUGCGAUCUGAUGAGCUUGUCCCAGAUGCGAUCCCCCUUCCUGACGCCCAGUGGAUUCAGCGGACUCUCCCUGUCAUCCCGAGCAAACCGGCGAUACACGGGUCGGGCCACCUGCGACUGCCCAAAUUGCCAGGAGAACGAGCGGCUGGCCGCGGCCGGCCAACCCAUACGCAAAAAGAACAUCCACACCUGCCACAUCCCAGGGUGCGGCAAGAUCUACGGCAAAACGUCCCACCUCAAGGCCCACCUGCGCUGGCACACGGGCGAGCGGCCCUUCGUCUGCAACUGGCUGUUCUGCGGAAAGCGAUUCACCCGGUCGGACGAGCUCCAGCGGCAUCUACGGACCCACACGGGCGAGAAACGAUUCGCCUGCCCCACGUGCAACAAGCGAUUCAUGCGGAGCGACCACCUGAGCAAGCAUAUCAAAACUCACAACGGCAACACCAGCAGCAGCAGUAGCACAGCCAGCAGCAGCACCUCUUCAACUGCUAAGAAGAAUGCCGUAGCCGCUGCCAGCGGUAGCGAGUCGGAGAGCAGUCCAGGUGAGCUGGGGAGCGAGGGGAAUCCUUCCCCUCUCCCAACAAAGAACACGAGCUCCUCGUCGUCGUCGUCCAGGAGCCAGCACGAGGUAAAGAUGAUCACAUCUUAAAAAGGUGACAAGACAGACUCUACAACAAACACAUUUCAUUGGUAUUCGCCGCUAAGCCACAGCCAGCAGUCUUGCAGUGUUCUCGCAAAGUCUCGUCAAAUCCCGAAAAGUGGUGUGUGUGUAUGUUUAUAGAGAUAUUCCUUUUUUUUCUAGCAGGGAGCUCGACGCCUAUUGUGGAUUCCUUUUAAGAAACACGACGUCGCAUUUGGUGGCGUCUGUGUCGGUCACAACUACAGCAAAAAUAAAACGUUUAAUCCUUAAUAAUUGUUACACGGUGUGUGGUGAGUGUGUGUACAUGACGUGUGUAUAUAAUGCAGGCAAUAUGUUAUCAGAACUUCUCUACAAAUUCCCGGUUUUCGAGACUGAAAUAGAGUAAGUAACGACCACGCUUGCCACCCACUAUUGAAGAUUUCUGUUGUAGAAGUUAUCAGUUUCCAUUUACCCGAAGACAAUUCGAAAUUGACAUGGGGUUGUCUGGCAUGUGUAUAUUGUUGAAUUCGAGGCUAAAACUGUCCUACUUCUAUCGGCAACAUUUUUUUCUGCAUCGAUAUGACAAUUUUGUCUUCAGUCACUGUUCAAAAGUAUUUACUCCAGAAAAUUUUAUUACUCGGCGUUUUUUGUUGUAGCACUUGUAGAUGUUGCAGUCCUGAUUUCAACCUGACCGUCUCAUUAGGGGCGGAGGUUUUUUUUUUGGGGGGGGGUGAUAGGCAAUUUGUGUACACGUAUUUGUUUGGUCAUUGUCGAGGUUUAAGGCUUCAUGUUGGGGGGUUUUACACACUGCGGAGGAGAGGAUAAUGAAACAUUUCCAAAACUCGUCCUUCUUUCUUUGAACUUGAGCUUACAAACCGAAAAGUGAUCCUCUUGACCCUUUGCCCCCUCCAUUGCAUUCGCCAGUGAUUCACAUGUCCGGCCAAAAUGUUUGACUAGGGAAAUUUUCAAAAGCUCCCAACGUCACAACAUUCAACAUUAAAAUGUCAACGUGUCUUUUCUACUGGCAGAAAUAAGAUUUUUCUUCUACUUGUCGGAAAAUCUAACAAUCUCACUAAUAAUGAGAGAGGUCUAUGUCUUCGCAAAAAGUGAACAUUUUCUUUGUUCAAAUCCCAACAAUAUGAAGUUAUGGAUUCUUGCACAAUGCAAGAAAUCAUUCAGGAAUUUUACACUCACAAUUUGACCAUAUUCCAAUCUAAUACCGAUUAAUAACAUUCUGUUGAAAUGUUUUCAUUUUGAAAAGGAGGAUAUUUGGAAAUUUCCUAAGAACAGUCGAAACCUAAAUAACUUUCAUACAUGGAGAAUUCCACACACUAUUGCUUCAGGAUCAAACCGUGCUUUCAGCUUCUUGUGUAAACUGCAUUUUUAGAGAAGAAAUGUCGACUUUAAAGUGCACCCAAGUCUCGCAAUUCAAUAGCAAUGUGCUUCAAGGGGCACCUUUCCAAGGGAGAAAUUAAAGUGUGAAAGUGCGAGAUAAAUCGAGAGAACGCGAGAGAUGAGUGAGUCUUUACUUUCAUGUGCAAACAGUAGGUAUAUUACUUGUACGUCUGUUAUACUUUCUUUUUUGUUAGAGUAAACCCACUGCUUUCUACCUCACGUUUAGUGUCCCGCACAAACUUCACACUUAAUGUCGUUUGCAUUCACUCCCCUGCUUUCCCGCCAUUUUGUAUUCCCAUGUUGAACGCAAGGGCAACGGCAAUGCGUAUAUAGUUUUCUUGAUUAGAUUUACAACUCGUAAAAUUUAAUUUGUGAGCUCGAAUCGGUCCGCGUCUUAGACGAAAGAGGCAUUAUUCCUCUUGUAUAAUGGGUUGAAGUAUGACUUUGGGGGCCUUUUUUUCAUUCUGUGAUUUUUCGAACCGAAUGAGUCGAUUGCAUUUUCUAUAGCUUCUGCCGAGCUUCUGCCGGCGAGGCUUAUCUAAUUUCGAUUCUGUGAUGCAUCGAAUAUUGAUUUUUCUCCCCUCUGAGCCGAUUAUGUCAGCCUUACCUCUUGACUUACAACGUACGGUUUCUAUUUUAUUCCUCCAAACCGAAUAAUAAGCGUUAUAGUGUUCCUACAACCGAACCAAGUAUUCCGUAGCAUUCCGUCUCAGUGCUCUUCUCACUGUGAAUUGGGGUCAUUUUGCCUAAAUGUCAAUUCGCUCUUUGUUCAUUCAUAUAACUUUGGAAUCAUUGACUGAAAGAAAUCAGUGUUGUUUUUCUCAACAGUGUGAGGGACUUAUCGAGCUCUAAACCUUUCAAUCGUCACAGGUUUCUCUUCUUUAACUUGUAAAAAUUACUUAAAACCGUAGGUAGCAACGACAAUUUCGGGAAAAUGUUAUCUAAAUCCCAUUCAGUUGCCAUGUAAAUCUCAGAUGCCUGAUUCUUUUGUGUAGUCUUUUUGCGAGAGAUUGUCUCCGUGAUGUUUUGGUUCAGAAUUAUUUUUUUUCACCGCCUUGAGAAGGACAAAAAAAUGCCCACGAUGUAUUCGGCUACGUCAGUAGUCAUGUGGUUCCUUUCAAAACAUGUAUUCCGGACUGUUUUGUAUUCCUAGUCAGUCUAUCUAUCAUGUUGUUUUUUGAGGAGGGGGUUCGUAUCGUGUGUGGAUGUGCUCAUUUUUUGAUUUUAGGUCCAUGAAGGCCACAUGAUGUCAACCUCAUAAGAUCGGUUCAAGGAUCCGCUGAAGUUGACAUGUAAAACAAUUGACAUGUACGUCACGAUUAGCAGACAACGCUGAUAAACAAUAGAACUCAGAAUUUCCAUAAGUGGUGUUUCCAGAUUAGGCCAACCUACUGAAAAAAAGAAACACCAAAGAUGUCAUUCUUUAGAAACCCAGUCCACUUGGUUUUGUUUCGAUGAUGUUUCAAUUGUGGGUAGCUUACAUGUGCGUCGUGGUCAUCUUUUUUUACCCUCUUUUUCAAAAGGUGCGAAAAUACAGGCGGUUUAUCAAACUUGAGCAGUAUUCUCUUCCAGAAAAGCUGUUUUUGUAGAAUUCCAAAUUCGUCUGCACACGAGGCGUAUUUCGAGGCACACUCUUCAUCGUGGAAACGCUCGUGUAAGAUUUAAAGCAGUGUAGUUCUUGUUUUAUCCACUAUCUUAAAAUAGUAAAAAUUCACACAUCUCUGUAUUGUGGUACACGACUUGUAAUUUGAACACUAGGUGUUUACGGCGUCGUCGACCUCUUUCUUUUCUGUAUUUUUUCGGAGUUUUAUUUGGUUUAUAAUGAGUAAUAAAGACUAUAUCAGUGCACAUACUAGGCGCCUGUCCCACAGGUAUGUACAUAUUUAAAUGUAAGAGUGUAUAAUUACCAUUACUAUAGAGUGUGGGGCUAUAAUAUUGAUAUUAUAAAUGUUGAUUAAAAUGAUUGUCUUAUAGUGUAAA
Molecule: messenger RNA, 5333 nt
Organism: Acanthaster planci (crown-of-thorns starfish)
Lineage: Eukaryota; Metazoa; Echinodermata; Asteroidea; Valvatida; Acanthasteridae
Product: transcription factor Sp9-like
Biological process (GO): regulation of transcription by RNA polymerase II
Molecular function (GO): DNA-binding transcription factor activity, RNA polymerase II-specific; RNA polymerase II cis-regulatory region sequence-specific DNA binding
Source: RefSeq, a predicted model, not a curated record